Molecule: messenger RNA, 1812 nt
Organism: Peronospora matthiolae
Lineage: Eukaryota; Oomycota; Peronosporomycetes; Peronosporales; Peronosporaceae
Source: the annotation of a GenBank genome assembly
AUGGACGGCCGUCGACGCCAGAUCAUCAAUGACGACCACGAGACGUUGCACCGCGAUCAUGGCACGACCACAUCCACGACAACACGACCGCAAUCGCAACAGUUCACUGGCCGUCCGCUUGACGCCUUGCAUCACGAACGCGUCACGCGCGACUCGCCUAAGUUCGCACCCUCGUCCGGUCUCUCGUCCGCCUCGUCCUGUCGCGUGUCCAACAACUUUAUUAAGUCGGGAGCCAAGCCAAAGCGAGUGGACGAGACGCGGUCGUCAAUCGUGGCCAACCGACAACGCGCCACGGAUGCGUUGCACGACGAGAUUGUUGCGUACACGGCGUCCGUACAGUCGACGGUCAAGCAAUUGGCCGUGCCAAUUGAAGAGACGAUCGCUAAUGUGCGGACCAGUGUCUUGUCCCUCUGGCCAGAGGCGAAAGUCGAGACGUUUGGGUCCUACGCCACAGGUUUGUGGCUUCCUGAUAGUGACGUCGACCUCGUGGUGAUUCCGCGUCCAGCAUCCUGUUGUAGCCAAUCAGAAGACGCGACACAGACGACCACCGAGCAGUUACGUGAACUGGCGACUCUCUUGCAGGCGAAGCACUGGGUCGCGUCCCUCGUGGUACUCGAUACCGCCAAAGUACCGGUACUGAAAGUCCUGAGUGCCACGACGUCUGUACCCAUUGACAUUACGUUCCAGUCGGCUGCCACACACAGUGGCCUGCUCGCCCGUGACUUGAUUAAACGCUACACAGCCAAGAUACCGGAGCUCUACCCGCUCGCCAUUGUAUUCAAGCAGCUCUUGCGGGAACGAGACUUGAACGACGCGUACACGGGAGGACUGAGCUCGUACUCGCUCGUGCUCAUGCUGAUUCACUUUUCUCAGCUCUGGCGGAACGGCGACUCGUGCUUUCAAGCAGCUGCUGUGUAUGCGUCAGGGGCCUUGCCACCCCUGCCGUCGACCCUUGCAGCGUCAAGUCAGACGAUGAAGCCUGGACGACGGAUACAGAGUGACUUGACGUCAGUGAGCCAAAGGACAGCAGAAGAGACCAAGUCAAACGGGGUUGAAGCGACUGCUGUGUCGUUGCCAGCCCCAGCCUCGUCGUAUGCGACAGUUGUAGCUCGUGCAAAAACGCAGCAAACUUUGGACGGUGCAUCUCAAGAACCUGCGACGAAGCCUCGAUUUAGCUAUGCUGCCGUCGCGGCUGGGAUUGUCAAAGUGUCAGAGAACAAGAAGCCUGCUGGGCCGCCAUAUAGCUAUGCUGCUGCAGUGGCCGCACCUGCAGCAUUGCCGUCCGCGGCAUCAAAUGGCAAAAAUGCCACGACAGCUACGAAACAGGCGCAAGAUACACGCUCGUUGGAUGCAGUCAGCGUAUCGAGCAGCAACGCCGACACGGAAGACUCGAGUUCGUCGUGCAGCCAUUCUUCUUUAAUGGACAGUGACGACGAAUCCGCGAAAGUGUUGUCGCAUUUGCCUCCGGCGUCACUUGGCGAACACACAAUGAUGAUUCUCGAGUUUUUCGGCCUGAUCUUCGACUACAGCAAGAAUGGGUUGUCCGUGCGGGAUGGAGGGUAUAUUUACCGACUUGCGGAAAGCCACCGGUCACAAGUUGGCAAGCCAGCGUUGGUCAUUGAGGAUCCGAUCCAUCCAGACCGCAACGUGAGUGCAAGCAGCUUUGCUUUUUUCAAGGUUGUGGCGCUCUUCGAAGACUCUUUCUACGCCAUCAAGUAUUUCCGCGCAUCAAAGUUCACUCCAUCGGUACUGAGGUGUUUGCUUAGUACAGCAGGCCAGACGAAUGUCAGCCACAGCAACGCGGGGCCAUAG